AUGACGUAUGGUGAGCGCGAUCGUGUUUCUAAAUCUAUAGCGACUUGCAAAACAUCCACGUGGAAACAUCGUGAGUUCGUCAGAGGCACGGAUGAUUAUAAGGUUAUUGAGCAAGUCUGUCGUGGUGUCACAGAGUCAAUGAAGGCAACAUCUGUAUCUUUGAAUGGGGUUCCAAAUCCAAUCACAAAACGAGAGUAUCAAAUUUAUAGAAAGAUAGUCGAUCAACUUGAGCACGUCCCAAUCUUUAGCCAUUUCGACGAGCCCUGCGAAGAGCCUAGUGAAAAGCGAAUCAGCGAGACGGUGGAAAGUUUAAGGGAAGACAUCUGCGCUUUGCAGGAGCAGAUAGUGGCAAGAUACGCAGCCCCUGAGAUUCCAAGAUCACGUUUAUACAUGACUUUCUGCGAUGCUCUCUAUCUCGAAUGGAUGCUUAACGUAGAGAAAAAUCUGAUGUUAUGGAGACGAGUUGUCACCGAAGACCAUCCUUGUUGGUUGACUAUGAUGAGGACCUUCAGAAUACGGUUGUACUACCUACUUCCAAUAAAGAUGAUACGGAAACGCGAUCAGGACGGGCUAUUUAGGAAUCUUACGUAUGCAGAUUUAUGCUAGUU
Messenger RNA from Strongylus vulgaris, 608 nucleotides. NCBI's taxonomy places the organism in Eukaryota, Metazoa, Nematoda, Chromadorea, Rhabditida, Strongylidae. The record is from the annotation of a GenBank genome assembly.